Molecule: messenger RNA, 1661 nt
Organism: Aplosporella prunicola CBS 121167
Lineage: Eukaryota; Fungi; Ascomycota; Dothideomycetes; Botryosphaeriales; Aplosporellaceae
Exons: 2
Coding region: 451-1305 (284 amino acids)
Source: RefSeq, a predicted model, not a curated record
ACGGUCCCUUUCCUCCUCUCCUCCAUCCCGUCUGCUUUGGCUCCACUCCGCGUUAGUACUCCAUUGGGCCCGGGCCUUCCCUCGUUCGACGGCCAGCAAGCGCCGUGUCAUUGUCCGACGCGACAUGCAGCUCGCCGGCACUCCCACGCGCUGAAGAAGCAGCCGUAGCCGUUUGGUGCAACGCCGCGAGCUUCUGCGGAGAAGGAUCAAGAGAGCGAGAGAGAGAAAAAAGAGGUACAGAGCCCACGGCGCCGCAACCUUGCCGCAUUGCGGCAACCCUUCCUCGCGAACACACCUGCCACAGAGCUUCAGCUUCGAGCAGGCAGACGUACAAAACCGGCCAUACCGCCCGCGCACGCCCAGUCUGGUCGCAGCAGCAGCAGCAAUCAUCCGCUCCUAGCUUCUCGAGUUCCACCGACGCCCUAAGCACCCAGCAACAACACCGCCGCCAUGCCAACCUACCUCCUCCACGGCUUCCGCUGGCCGCGCCACUUGAUCCGCAUCCACAUCAUCCUGCAGAACCUUGAAGACGCAGCCGCGGAAUGGCUGAUGGCGCCAGCAACGACGGCGUGCAUGCGCGAGAACCUGGAGACGCUACACCCGCAGCUCCUCGAGGCGCUGCCGAACCUGCAGUUCGUCGAGCAGUACGACACCGAGCUGGCUGAGAGCAUGCCUGGCGGAAACGUGCAGCCGUUUGCGUAUGUGGCCGACGUCGUCGAGGAGGUCAAGUUGGGCGUCGAGGUCGGCGAAGUCAUGGGCCGUGGAGUGGGUAAUGAGGCGUGGGCGGCGCUGACGGAGUUGAGGGAUCAGAUCGCCCCGGGCGAGCGCGUCGCGUGGUUUGUGGUUGUGUGUCAGGAUGUCGAACGGCUUGCGCCACCGCCGCCUGAUGAAGAGGAAGAAGACGAGGAAUACGAAGAGGAGUGCGAGGAAAACUUGGCUGAUGGAGAACCGCAGGAAGCUGAGAGGGUACCAGUGGAGGUAGAGAACAAGAUGAACGGCCUGAAGCUGGCGAAUGGAAACGGAACCGAAGAGGAGCAGAAAAAGGAAGUGGAGAAGCAGCAAGAGAAGGAAAAGGAACACCCUCCGAGCACCAAUUUCAGCCACAGCGGGAAGAGCGAGAGUCAGAGCAGCGCGCCACAGAACGAGAGCGACGAAAGGCCCAGCACAAGCCGAAGCGUGAAGCGUUUCUUCAGCGGGCUCGGAGGCUUGCGCAAAGCGAAGAGCAUGAGGGACCUGCGACGCCUCGAGGCCGAAAAAGCCAAGGAGAUGGCCAAUCCUCCACCUUUACCCGGCACAGCCGUCUGACCUGGCUUCCGUCUUCUUAUCUCCCAUUCCUAUUUUCCGGUAUCCUAGCAUUGUCUCGGUGUCGGCGUAAGAGGUCGGACAACUUCAUGUAUAUGCGGUAACGAGCAACACGAUAUCGAACGUGCGGGAAGAAGCGAUGCAAUUCGCUAGGCUUGUUAUAGUCGGAAUAUGCGCAUUUUUUGAUACCUUGGCGUUGGUCUUGCUUCUUGGAAUCAGGUUGUCGCGGGACGGAAGCUGCAUCAAUUGCAUGGUUUGGUCAAAGGUGUUGCCGCAGUCAUUGCGAGCAAUAAGAAACGCCAUUGAGCCCGUCUCUUAUACCGAGUGAUAGUGUAUCUCAAAUUCAGAUGUUUCAGCGA